AUGAAGUUCUCCACUGUCCUCCUCAGCUUCGCCGCCACCGCCUUCGCUGCUCCUCUCAGCAAGCGCGCCGUCUUCAGCACAUCCACAUACAACGACCUUUCCAUCAGCGGCGGCACUGCCGGAAACGCUGCCCAGGAGGCUCUUCAGAAGCUUGGUGGUCUUCCCAAUGAUUUGACGACGGUCGAGCAAUCGGACAUCGAUUUCCUCAACAGCGUCAACCAGAUCGCCAACGACGCUGAGAAGAACGCUUUCAACCCUGCCAUCGACUCUGCUUCCGGCGAGGACGCCGACGCUCUCCAGCGCGGCAAGAUCAAGAACAAGGUCCUGAAGCUCACCGCCACCAUGCUCAAGCUUCAAAUCCAGCAAGCCCAGGGUGAAGACGUGGCCGACAAGAUGGAAACCGAGAACAAGAAGCUGCAGAACAACAUUUCCCAGGACGAAGAGGCCGCCGGACAAGCUUCGACUUUCUUGUCUUUUGACGCGACGACGGAUUAA
Molecule: messenger RNA, 495 nt
Organism: Fusarium keratoplasticum
Lineage: Eukaryota; Fungi; Ascomycota; Sordariomycetes; Hypocreales; Nectriaceae
Product: Small secreted protein
Exons: 2
Coding region: 1-495 (164 amino acids)
Source: RefSeq, a predicted model, not a curated record